GUGGGGUCAAAAAAUAAAAAAUAAAAUAAAGAAGAUGCCAUAUAUGGAUAUUAAUAGCCACUAGAAUAGCCAUUGGUUCAAAGCGCAGAUCUCAACACUGCCAGGAAAAUGGCAGGUCGUGCAAAACCACUUUCGACUCUGCUGCUCUGUUUCCUCCUCCUUCUCUGUACCUCCACUGCCAUCCACGGAAAGAAAAUCCGACGAGCUGCGUCAUACCACCCAUGUAAAAGCCUGGUCUUUUACUUCCAUGACAUUAUCUACAAUGGCCAGAAUGAAAAGAAUGCAACUUCCGCCAUUGUUGGAGCACCGGCAUGGGGAAACAUGACCAUCUUGGCAGGGCAGAGCCAUUUUGGCAACCUGGUGGUGUUCGACGACCCUCUUACUUUGGACAACAAUCUGCAUUCAACCCCAGUUGGACGUGCUCAGGGGUUCUACUUCUACGACAGGAAAGAUAUAAUUGAGUGGCAACCAUCUAGUGGAGAUUUCAUUAAAAUUAACACUGAUGCAGCAACUCCUCCAAGUCAAGAUUUGGCUAAGCUUGGUGUUGUACUUAGAAACAAUGAAAUUUUGAUCUUGGCAUCUAUUUCUUCCUAUUUUUGGAGAUUUUUCAGUAUUGUGAGUUCUAUUGAUUCUAUGGCGAGUUUUGAAAGAACUGUGACUCAUCCUGUUGCUGCAAUGGUUGCUACAAAGGUGAUAGACCAACAUAUUGUCAACCCUGAAUUUAUAAAACGGGUGAUAUUAAAUCUUCUUAAUGCCCCAACUACCUUAUUUGCUGCUCCAGUUACUAAACCUUGGUAUUUUGAUUCUGGUUGUUGUAAUCACAUGUCUUCAACUACUGCUUAUCUCUCUUCAAUGUCACCAAAUAAUUCUUUUCCUGACAUUUAUUCUGUUGAUAGCUCCUCUAUGAAUGUUAGUCAAAUCGGUAUUCAUGAUCUUAAGCAAUUUCUCAAUAAUAAGUUUGAGAUGAAAGAUCUUGGUGUUUUGAGUUAUUUCUUGAGACUUGAGGUCACCUCUUUUGAUGAUGGUUAUUUUCUCUCCCAAACAAAAUAUGCUUCUAAUCUUAUAUCUAAAGCUAGACUCACUGACAAUAAGACUGCAUCUACUCCUCUUGAGCCAAAUGUUCGACUCACAUCCAUGGAUAGUUCUCCAUUAGCUGAUCUUACUCGCUACAGACAGUUGGUUGAAAGUCUAAUUUAUCUCACUACAACACGACCAGACAUAGCUUUUGUAGUUCAUGUUGUUAGCCAAUUUAUGGCAAUGCCUCGCUCCACUCACUAUGUAGCAGUACUUUGCAUUAUUCGAUAUAUUAAAGGUACCAUGUUUCAUGGCCUUCACUUUUCUUCUCAUUCAUCUCUUGAACUUCAUGCUUAUUCUGACGUUGAUUGGGUUGGAGACUCUAAUGAUCAUAAAUCCACCACUGAAUCUUGCCUUUUUCUUGGUGACUCCUUAAUCUUAUGGUGUAGCAAGAAGUAGACAGUUCAAUCAUGUUCUAGUACACAGAGGCUGAAUAUCGAGCACUUGGAGACACCACAUCAGAGUUACUUAAUUUACAUUGGCUACUAGAAGAUAUGGGUGUUUCUCAACCACCUGCUACUAAUCUUUAUUAUGACAAUCAAAGUGCCAUGCAAAUUGCUCAUAAUAAUGUCUUCCAUGAACGCACUAAACACAUUGAGGUUGACUAUCACUUUGUUCGCCAUCUGUUCAUUUGGUUUUUAUUGGCUCUGUUGAUCAACCAGCAGACCUUUUCAUUAAGGCUCAUUUUCCUGGAUGUUUUCGUACUCUUCUUUCCAAACUCAAGUUGGUUUCAUCACAACCACCUUAAGUUUGAGGGGAGAUGUUAAGAUGUAGACAAAAUAAUUUAAAUUAUAUUCU
Messenger RNA from Rubroshorea leprosula, 1872 nucleotides. The record is from the annotation of a GenBank genome assembly. NCBI's taxonomy places the organism in Eukaryota, Viridiplantae, Streptophyta, Magnoliopsida, Malvales, Dipterocarpaceae.